This is a messenger RNA of Impatiens glandulifera, 14779 nucleotides long. Its product is annotated as sacsin. Bases 211 to 14514 code for a protein of 4767 amino acids. The record is from RefSeq and is a predicted model, not a curated record. The transcript has 13 exons. Gene Ontology annotation, molecular function: Hsp70 protein binding. NCBI's taxonomy places the organism in Eukaryota, Viridiplantae, Streptophyta, Magnoliopsida, Ericales, Balsaminaceae.
ACGCAGUGCUGAAAUAUCUAUGUCAACCGUCCAACUCCCGCAAGUAAAGCCGCUUGUCUAAGAAUUCAAUCAACCAGCAUCUUCUCUCCCUCCUUUUUCCCCCCUUUUGUCUCACUAAAACUGCGAUACCAAUUCGCAUAUACGUAUCCGAUGAUGAUGGCCUAACACCUGCUUUAUCUCCAUCAUCCAAGGUUUGGUGAUCGGAAAUAUAUGGAGUUCUUGCCGUCGGCGUCGCCUCUCCUUGAAGAUUUCGGUCAGAAGGUUGAUCUCACCCGCCGGAUCCGUGAGGUUUUGCUAAAUUAUCCCGAGGGGACUACGGUGCUAAAAGAACUUAUUCAGAAUGCUGAUGAUGCCGGUGCUACCAAGGUCUGCUUAUGUCUUGACCGUAGAAUACACGGUUCGGAGUCUUUGUUGUCCGAUAAGCUGUCGCAGUGGCAGGGACCGGCAUUGUUGGCUUACAACAAUGGUGAAUUUACCGAGGACGAUUUUGUUAGUAUUUCCAGGAUAGGAGGUAGCACCAAGCAUUCCCAAGCUUGGAAAACUGGUCGUUUCGGGGUUGGCUUCAACUCAGUCUAUCAUCUAACUGAUUUGCCCUCCUUUGUUAGCAGUAAAUAUGUUGUACUCUUUGAUCCUCAGGGUAUGUACCUUCCAAAUGUCUCCAUGGCAAAUCCUGGAAAACGUAUAGAUUAUGUCGCUUCUUCAGCUCUCGAGCUUUACAGAGACCAAUUUCUUCCAUACUGUGCUUUUGGUUGUGACAUGAAAAGCGCAUUCUCUGGAACUCUAUUUCGUUUUCCAUUAAGAAGUGCAAAUCAGGGGGCUAAUAGCAAGCUCUCAAAGCAAUCAUAUAUGGAGGAUGACAUUUCUUCCUUGUUUGAUCAGCUCUAUGAGGAAGGAGUUCUCACACUACUUUUUCUAAAGACUGUACUCUGUGUUGAGAUGUACAUAUGGGAAGUUGGGGAACUUGAGCCGAGGAAGAUCUAUUCAUGCAUGGUCAACUCUUCAAAUGAUCAAACUAUCUGGCAUCGCCAAACGGUUUUAAGAUUAUCAAAGUCACACGAUUCUUCAGAACAAGUAACUGAUGGCUUCUCCUUGGAUGUCGUUAGUGAAGCAACAUCUCAGAUCCAUUCUCAGAAAAGAGUUGACUCUUUCUACAUAGUGCAAACAAUGGCUUCAUCAACCAGCAGGAUUGCUUCUUUUGCUGCAGCUGCCUCAAAAGAUUUUGAUAUGCAUCUCUUACCUUGGGCAGCAGUAGCAGCACAUAUAACAAAUGACUCUUCCCAUGAUAAUGAUAAUAAACUUGGACGGGCAUUCUGUUUCCUUCCUCUGCCAGUAAGAACUGGAAUGGAUGUACAUAUUAAUGCAUAUUUUGAAGUUUCGUCAAACCGUCGCGGUAUUUGGUAUGGAGCUGAUAUGGACAGAAGCGGAAAAGUUCGUUCUCUCUGGAAUAGGCUUCUUUUAGAAGAUGUUGUGGCUCCCUCUUUUGUGCAGUUGUUGCUUCAGGUUAGAAGCUUGCUGGGUCCAACUGAAUCAUACUAUUCUAUUUGGCCUAGUGGGUCCUUUGAAGAACCAUGGAGUAUUUUGGUUGAGCACAUUUACAGGAAGACAAGUGAUGUUCCUGUGUUGUAUUCAGAUGUUGAAGGGGGUAAAUGGGUUCCACCAACAGAAGCCUUCCUUCAUGAUGAGGAGUUCUUCCAAAGUAAGGAGCUAGGAGAGGCUCUUGUGCAGAUAGGAAUGCCUGUUGUCCAUUUGCCUCGUGGCUUGUCUGAAAUGCUCCUGAAAUCUGUUUGGGGUUUUCAACAGAAAUCAGUUACACCCGAUUCAGUACGGAAUUAUCUAAGGGCAGUCAGAGGGAUAACUACACUAAACAGAUCGUAUAAGCUUGUACUGUUGGAAUAUUGUCUUGAUGACCUAAUUGAUGAUGAUGUUGGUAUAUAUGCACAAGAUCUUCCUUUACUCCCUCUAGCAAGUGGUAACUUUGGUUUGCUGUCUGGAGCCUCUAAAGACAAUCUUUAUUUUAUAUGCAAUGAGCUGGAAUAUUUGCUUCUUCAACAAAUAUCAGACAGAAUAAUUGAUCAAAAUAUAACUUCCACUCUAUUUAGCAGAUUGUCAGCUGUUGCCAAGGCCUCAAGCACCAAUCUAGUUGUUUUUAAUGUUAAUCAUCUCCUAGAGUUCUUCCCUAAAUUUGUACCUGUCCAUUGGAAAUAUGAAUCAGAAGUGUUGUGGGAUCCAGUGUCUAAUGCCAGUCACCCCACUUCUGAAUGGCUUGUCCUUUUUUGGAGAUAUCUUCGAGACCAAUGUGAGAAAUUGUCCUUGUUUGGUGAUUGGCCUGUAUUGCCAUCUCUUUCUGGGCAUUUACACCGACCUUCAACACAAUCAAGAAUGUUGAGUGUGGUAGAAUUGCCUGAGAAUUUGAGGGGCAUUCUUGUCAAUUUAGGUUGCAAGAUUCUUCAUAGCAGCUAUGGCAUCGAACACCCAGAUUUGUGUCACUACGUUAAUCAAGCUGAUGCUGCUGGUGUUUUGGAAUCAAUAUUUGACGUUGCAGCUUCAAGCGGUGGAAUUGCACAAGUAUUCCAUCUAAUCACAUCAAAAGAUAGGGACGAGCUUCGACAAUUUUUACUAUAUCCAAAAUGGUAUAUUGGACCUAUGGCUGAUUCAGAUAUAAUGAAGUGCAAGAAGCUACCUAUUUAUAGAGUCUACGGUGGUGAUGAAUAUCAUGAUAUCUUUCAGAAUUCAGGUGCUGAGGAUUUGCAAAAGUACUUGCCACCACAGAAUGUUCCGGAGUGUUUGCUUUCAAGUGCAUUUAUUUGCAGCUUAUCUACUAAUGAGGAAGAAAUUUUAAAUAAAUAUUAUGGAGUUGAAAGAAUGAGAAAGGCACGGUUUUACAAGCAGUGUGCAUUCAACCAAGUUUCAGAAUUGCAGCCUGAAUUUCGUGACAAUAUCAUGCUAUCAAUCUUGCAGGAGUUACCACAGCUUUCUGUUGAAGAUUCAUCGUUCAAGGAAUCUUUGAAAAAAUUGAAGUUUGUUCCUACCAGUAGUGGUUUGCUAAAGUCACCUGAAGUGCUUUAUGAUCCUCGUAAUGAAGAGUUAUAUGAUCUUCUAGAAGAUUCAGACAAUUUUCCCUCGGGAGUAUUUGAGGAUUCUGUCAUUUUGGAUAUGCUGCAGAGCUUGGGACUUAAAACAAGUGUAUCGCUUGAAACAAUUGUGCAAAGUGCUCGUCAGGUAGAAAGGUACAUGAAUGAGGAUCCACAAAAAGCAUGCACACGAGGCAAGGUGCUUCUCUCUUACCUUGAAAUAAAUGCAUCUAAGUGGUUACCUAAUCCACCAAGUGACGGUCAAGCAACCUUCAACAACUUUUUGACAAGAGCAGCAAAAGCAUUCAAGCCACGACAUAUAAAAUCAGAAAUUGAAAAAUUUUGGAAUGAUCUUCGGAUGGUUUCUUGGUGCCCCGUUAUGGUUUCUUCACCAUAUGAAGCUCUACCAUGGCCUGUUGUUUCAUCUGUAGUUGCUCCUCCUAAGGUGGUAAGGCUAUAUGCUGAUUUGUGGAUUGUUUCAGCUAGCAUGCGGAUACUAGAUGGUGAAUGUUCUUCCACAGCUUUGUCAUAUCAACUUGGCUGGUCUGCUCCACCUGGAGGCAGUGUAAUUUCUGCCCAACUGCUUGAGCUUGGAAAAAACAACGAGAUAGUGACUGAUCAGUUGCUUCGGAGAGAGUUGGCUGUUGCAAUGCCGAGGAUAUACACUAUUCUCAUGGGUAUGAUUGGAUCAGAGGAAAUGGAUAUUGUGAAGGCAGUUCUGGAAGGAAGUAGAUGGAUUUGGGUAGGAGACGGAUUUGCAAAAUCAGAUGAAGUUUUUCUUGAAGGCCCUCUUCAUCUGGCUCCUUAUAUACGAGUUAUACCUAUUGAUUUAGCAGUUUUUAGAGAUUUAUUUUUGGAGCUUAGCAUACGGGAGUAUAUGAAACCUGGUGAUUAUGCAGAUAUUUUAGGCAGGAUGGCUGUGAAAAAAGAGUCUAUGCCCCUGGAUACACAGGAAAUUAGGGCUGCAACGUUAAUCGCCCAACAUCUGGCUGAAGUACAGUUUCAUUCUAAGAAUAUUCAGAUCUACUUACCAGAUGCGACAGGAAGAAUGACACCAGCAUCUGAUUUAGUGUACAAUGAUGCUCCAUGGCUGCUUGGGUCAGACGAGUUCGAUAACUCUCAUGUAAAUGCAAGUACUCUAGCCUUAAAUGCUAAAAGGAAUCUUCAGAAAUUUAUUCACGGAAAUAUUUCUAAUGACAUUGCGGAGAAGCUUGGCGUUCGCUCACUUAGAAGAAUAUUGCUGGCUGAGAGUGCUGAUUCAAUGAACUUGAGCUUGUCAGAUGCUGCGGAAGCAUUUGGACAGCAUGAAGCCUUGACUACAAGACUCAAACACAUUCUUGAAAUGUAUGCAGAUGGACCCGGGGUUCUCUUUGAGCUUGUGCAGAAUGCAGAGGAUGCAAAAGCCUCUGAGGUAAUCUUUCUUUUAGACACAACUCAAUACGGGACUUCAUCCGUUCUUUCUCUUGAAAUGGCAGAUUGGCAAGGUCCAGCACUAUACUGUUUCAAUGAUUCUGUUUUCAGUCCCCAUGACUUGUAUGCAAUUUCACGUAUUGGUCAGGAAAGUAAGUUAGAGAAGCCUUUUGCAAUUGGAAGGUUUGGACUUGGAUUCAAUAGUGUUUAUCACUUUACUGACAUUCCUACAUUUGUUUCUGGAGAAAACAUUGUUAUAUUUGAUCCUCAUGCCUGUAAUUUACCUGGGAUCUCUCCAUCUCAUCCUGGCCUGAGGAUUAAAUUUGCAGGUAGAAGGAUUUUAGAUCAGUUUCCAGAUCAAUUUUCGCCUUUCCUGCAAUUUGGUUGUGACUUACAAAAUCCUUUUCCUGGUACUCUUUUUCGUUUCCCCUUGAGGAAUGCCAAUGUUGCUUCCCGGAGCCAAAUAAGAAAAGAAGUUUAUGAACCUGAAGAUGUUAUGAAACUUUUCAAAUCAUUCUCUGAUGUUGUUUCUCAAACACUGAUUUUCCUUAGCAACGUAAAGACGAUUUCAAUUUUUCUGAAAGAUGGAACUAGUGAAGAAAUGCGUCUUCUUCAUCGGGUUCAUAAAGAGUAUGUUAUUGAUCCUACAGCUAAAGAUAGUGCAAAUAAAAAUCUUUUUGAUAUCAUGCAUAGCAAUCAAGACAUAAGGGAUAAGGAUCUACUUCUGAGCAAGCUAAGCAAAUCUGUAGAUGGAGAUUUACCCUCACUAUGUCAGAAAGUCGUGGUGCGAGAGCGAGGGCCAUCAGGUGAAAAGUCUCACCAUUGGAUUACCAGUGAAUGUUUAAAUAGUGGUUUCUUAAAGAACAAUCCAGUUGAUCAUAAUAGCAAGUCUAACCGAUAUAUCCCUUGGGCAUGCGUUGCCUCAUAUUUAAACUCAGUUGACAUUGAUGAAGCUUCCAGCAAUAUUUCACAUGAGGAGGUAGUUAGGCCUGACAUAUCUCAAACUUUAUAUGUUUCUCAACAGAGAAAGAACUUUGAGGGCCGUGCCUUCUGCUUUUUACCACUGCCAAUUUGUACUGGACUUCCUGUGCAUGUUAAUGCUUACUUCGAACUGUCAUCAAACAGAAGGGAUAUUUGGUUUGGCAGUGAUAUGUCUGGGGGUGGGAAAAAACGCUCAGACUGGAAUAUUCACUUGCUUGAAGAUAUCGCUGCCCCUGCUUAUGGUCACCUUCUUGUGAAGAUUGCUUCUGAUAUAGGUCCAGGUGAUUUCUUCUUUUCAUUCUGGCCAACUGCUAUAGGAAUAGAACCUUGGGCAUCAAUGGUUCACAAAUUCUAUCGUUUUGUUGCUGACUCCAGUCUUUGUAUGCUGUAUACAAAAGCUAGAGGUGGACAUUGGAUCUCUGCCAAACAAGCAAUAUUUCCUGACUUUUCUUUUCAGAAGGCAGACGAGCUUGUAGAAGCAUUGGCAGAAGCUGGUUUACCAGUUGUGGCAGUUCCCAAGUCACUUGUAGAGAAGUUUAUGGAGAUCUGCCCAUCAUUACAUUUUCUUACACCUCAGUUGCUGCGGACAUUGUUAAUCAGAAGGAAACGCCAGUUUAGUGACCGGAAUUCGAUGCUUGUGACCCUUGAGUAUUGCUUGCUUGAUUUUGGAUUUCCUGUUCCUUGUGACCGGCUAUAUGGCCUCCCUUUGCUACCUCUUUCUAAUGGAUUAUUUACAACCUUUGGGGAUAGAAAAACCGGUGAAAGAGUAUAUAUAACGAAAGGAGAUGAGUAUGGACUUCUUAAAGACCUGCUUCCUCAUCAACUUGUAGACCCUGAGAUUUCCGAUGAUCUUUGUUGUAAGCUAAAUAUGGUCGCCCAAAGUGAAGGAUCAAACAUUUACUUUCUGACAUGUGAAUUACUUGAAACUCUGUUUGUGAAGUUACUUCCAGCAGACUGGCUGCAGGCUAAACAAGUGCAGUGGGUACCUGGUUUCCAAGGCCAGCCAACUAUGGAAUGGAUGAAGUUGUUCUGGAGCUACCUAAAGAUUUCUUGUGACCACCUUUCUAUUUUCUCAAAAUGGCCAAUUUUGCCUGUUGGGAAAAAUCAUCUGCUGCAGCUUGUUGAAAAUUCAAAUGUUAUUGAAGAUGAUGGGUGGAGUGAAAACAUGUGUACUCUGUUGCUGAAAGUAGGAUGCCUCAUAUUAAGAAGCGACUUUCCAAUACAACAUCCAGAACUGGGGAAUUACGUACAGCCUCCAACAGCAAGUGGAUUAUUAAGUGCAUUUAUGGCUGUUGCUGUUAGUCCAGAGAAUAUUCCACGGAUUUUUGAUGAUGCUUCAGAGAGUGAGCUACAUGAACUUCGUAGUUUUGUUCUCCAAUCAAAGUGGUUCAAUGAUGGCUCAAUGGUUGACAUGCACAUUGAAAGCAUUAAAUGGCUCCCAGUUUUUGAGUCAUUCAGGAGUAGAAAGUUAGUACCUCUGUGCAAUCCUAUCAAAUGGCUUAAGCCGUCUACUAUACGAGAAGAUCUUCUGGAUGACAACUUUGUCCGGAUUGUGUCUGAGAAAGAAAAAGCUAUUCUCAAAAAUCAUCUGGAAGUUAGGGAACCUUCCACAACUGAAUUUUAUAAAGAUUAUGUUCUCAAUCACCUGUCAGAUUUUUUAUCACAGCAGGACCUUCUUCUGGGCAUUAUAAAGGACAUAAAACUUUUGAUCGAAGACGACACAUCAAUCAAGGAAGUACUUUCUAGUACAGCAUUUGUUUUGGCACGUGAUGGAUCUUUGAAACAGCCAUCCAGGCUUUAUGAUCCUCGUGUUAGUGAGCUAGAGAAAGUUCUACACAAAGAAGUGUUUUUCCCUUCAGAGAUUUUUUCAGAUCCUGAAACCCUGGAUACACUAGUUGUUCUUGGACUUCAACAGAACCUAGGAUUUAUGGGCUUACUUGAUUGUGCAAGGACAGUUUCUUUGCUAGAAGACAUGAAAGACCCAGAUACAGUCAAUUAUGCAAGAAGGUUAAUGAUUUGUUUAGACGUGAUUUCGUUUAAGCUCUCAAAUGAUGGAGUUGACAAUAGUGGAAAGUUCAGAAAUGUCACAUCUACUGACAUAUUUGUUUCUGAUGAUGGGGUAGAAGAGCACACUCCAGAAAAAUCUGAGAAAAACUUCUAUGACGAUGUGGAAAUUGGUUCGCUUGCAAGCAUUUUGGUUGAACAUAAGCCAGGGGAAGAUUUUUGGUCCACACUGAAAUCCAUUUCCUGGUGUCCUAUUUAUGUUAAUGCACCAGUACCAGGUCUUCCAUUAUUAAUGUCAGAUCAUCUUGUUGCUGCUCCAAUUAAUGUGAGACCCAAAUCACAGAUGUGGUUGGUUUCAUCAAAGAUGCACAUAAUAGAAGUGGAGUGUCAUUCUGUAUAUCUACAGUCUAAACUUGGAUGGUUGGAUCCUCUAAAUUUGGAUAUUUUGUUCACUCAAUUAGUUUGCCUAUCGAGGUCCUUUACGCAGCUUCAAUUAGAUUCUAGAGUGGAACCUGCUACUUUGGCUGCACUUCAAGACCACAUACCCCUACUUUAUUCUGAAUUGCAAGACCAUAUUUACACAAAUGAGUUUAUGGUUCUCAAGUCUUCUCUCGACGGAGUUUCCUGGGUUUGGAUAGGUGACGAGUUUGUGAAGCCUAAUGCUCUUGCAUUUGAUUCACCUGUGAGAUUUAGUCCUUAUCUGUAUGUGGUGCCAUCUGAGCUAUCUCAAUUCCGAGAUUUACUCUUGAGCUUAGGCGUCAAACCUAGUUUUGAUAUUUCUGACUAUUUCCAUGUGCUACAACGGUUACAAAUAGAUGCUAAGGGUUUCCCUUUGUCAUCUGAUCAACUCACAUUUGUUGGUUGCAUUCUAGAAGCUGUUGCAGACUGUUGCACAGAUAAACCAUUAUUUGAGAACUCUUCUACUCCUUUGUUAAUUCCAGAUUCUUCUGGUCUGUUAAAGAAUGCUGCAGAUCUUGUGUACAAUGAUGCACCAUGGAUAGAGAAUAUAGCAAUAGGAAAAGAUUUUGCCCACUCAAUGAUCAGCAAUGAUUUGGCUGAGAAGUUGGGGGUGCCAUCUCUUCGUUGCAUGUCUCUAGUCCAUGAAGAAAUGACUAAAGAUUUACCAUGCAUGGACUAUCCUAAGAUAACCGAGCUUCUGGAUUUAUAUGCAAACAGUGAAUUUUUACUAUUUGAUCUUCUUGAGUUUGCUGAUACCUGCAAAGCUACAAAACUUCAUUUGAUCUUUGACAAGAGGGAACAUCCACGCCAGUCUCUAUUGCAGCACAAUCUAGGUGAAUUCCAAGGUCCCGCCUUGAUUGCAGUCUUGGAAGGUGUGGGCUUGAAUAGGGAUGAGAUGAGCAUCCUUCAGUAUCUUCCUCCUUGGAGACUUCGUGGUGAUACCCUGAACUAUGGGUUAGGGCUGCUUAGUUGUUUCUCUGUAUGUGAUCUACUCUCUGUUAUAUCGAGUGACAACCUUUAUAUAUUUGAUCCUAAAGGAAUUGCACUAUCUGGGUCUUCUGGUUGCUCUCCAGUGGCUAAAAUGUUCUCCUUGACAGGUACUGGUCUGACAGAGAAAUUUAGGGAUCAGUUUUCUCCCAUGCUGAUCGGUCAGAAUAUGCCAUGGUCGGGUUCAGAGUUUACUGUUAUUCGCAUGCCACUUUUUCCCAAUUGCAGUGGGAACGAAGCAGAGUGCAAAGAAAAUAAAAUUGAACAGAUAUUUGACAAGUUUAUGGAGCACGGCUCUAAAGUUCUUUUAUUUCUCAAGUCUCUUUUGCAGGUCUCACUAUCAACCUGGGAUGAAGGAAGCCUAAACCAACAUCUAAAGUAUUCAGUUUCUGUUGAUUCAUCUCAUGCUAUUACCAGGAAUCCUUUCUUAGAGAAGAAGUGGAGAAAAUUUCAGUUGUCAAGGAUAUUCAGUAAUUCAAGUGCUGCAAUCAAGAUGCAUGCAAUUGAUGUGAUUUUGUACCAAGAAGGAAGCACCUUUGCGGACCGAUGGCUCAUUGCCCUUAGUUUGGGCUCUGGGCAAACAAGAAAUAUGGCACUUGACAGGCGGUACCUUGCAUACAACUUGACACCAGUUGCUGGAGUGGCGAUACACAUAUCCCAGAAUGGCCAGCCGGUCGAAUUGACUAACCUUCUACGCUCUGUUAUGUGCCCUCUUCCCUUAUCUGGUGGUAUGCAUAUACCAGCUAAUAUUAUUGGAUGUUUCCUCGUGCGUCAUAAUGAAGGCCGUUAUUUGUUCAAGUACCAAAAUGCUGAUGCAACAGAGACAAGGCCUGACGCAGGUAAUAUACUGAUAGAAGCUUGGAAUCGAGAACUCAUGUGUUGUGUCCGUGAUGCCUACAUUGAGUUAGUGUUAGAAAUGCAGAAGUUGAGAAAAGAGCCAUCAAGUCUUUACAUGGAUUCCAGCUUGUGUCGUGCUGUUAGCUCGGUCUUGAAUUCCUAUGGAGAUCACUAUUCUUUCUGGCCUAGGUCUCUUGGCCAUGCUCCCAGUGAUCAUCUGGUUGAGGAUACUUUGUGUCUGCCCACACAGGUCCUAAAAGCUGACUGGGAGUGUGUAACUGAUCAGGUAAUAAGGCCUUUCUAUGCUCGUCUUAUUGACCUCCCUGUAUGGCAGCUGUACUCGGGAAACUUGGUUAAGGCUGAUGAGGGGAUGUUCCUUGCUCAGCCUGGGAGCGGAGUAGGUGGUAAUGUGCUUCCUGCCACAGUUUGUGCCUUUGUCAAAGAACACUAUCCUGUAUUUUCUGUUCCAUGGCAAUUGGUUACUGAAAUUCAGGCAAUAGGAGUUACAGUGCGCCAGAUCAAGCCUAAGAUGGUCCGCGACCUUCUUAGGAUGUCAUCUACUUCAAUUGCUCUUCAUUCAGUGGACACAUUUGUUGAUGUUCUCGAGUACUGCUUGUCUGAUAUUCAAUUAUACGGCCCAUCUAGUUCAUAUACACCCAAUACUUUAAAUGAUGCUGUUGGUGUUCCAGUAUAUAGGGGGGACAAUGAAUUUGAGAGUGCCUCUUCCAUGUCAAAUUCUAAUUGGCAAAGACUUCGUGGUAUUAAUCCCAGUCCUCAUACUCAAGGAGGAGAUGCUUUAGGAAUGAUGACUAGUUUGGGCAAGGCUUUAUUUGAUUUUGGCAGGGGAGUUGUUGAAGACAUUGGCAAAACUGGCGGUCCCUAUGCUAAUAGGAACACUGGUUCUGGUGCUAGUAUUGACAGUAUAAGUAGAAGUGGGGACUGGAGGCUUAUACUUAUGGCAAGUGAACUCAAAGGGAUACCAUUUCCUACUGCAUCCAGUCAUUUGUCGAAGUUGGGGGGUAAGGAAAUGUGGCUUGGAAAUAAGGAACAACAAAUUUUGAUGACUAAAUUAGCUGCAAGAUUCAUCCAUCCCAAAGUAUUGGAAAGACAAGUCCUGGCGGACAUACUAUACGACCAGAACAUUCAGAACCUUCUAAAUCUCCAAAAGUUUUCUCUUCGAUUAUUAGCUGAUCAUAUGAAAUUAUUGUUCCACGAAAGUUGGGUCAGUCAUGUCGUAGGUUCGAAUUCAACUCCAUGGUUUUCCUGGGAAAGUGUUAGGAGUUCUGGUGACCAAAUAGCCCCUUCUCCUGAAUGGAUUAGGCUAUUUUGGAAAAGUCUUUCUGGCUCAUCCGAAGAUCUUUCCCUUUUUUCUGACUGGCCUCUUAUUCCUGCUUUUAUUGGUAGGUCAGUUCUAUGUCGCGUGAGAGCACGUCAUCUGGUCUUCCUUCCACCAAAAAUGACUGAUUCAGAGUUGAGCAGUUAUACUUUAGAAGAAGUUGCAAAUGAAAAUAACCUGAUUGAAUUUUCUUCUGAGUUUGAAUUCAUCAGACCCCACCUUUUAUCAUAUCAAGUAGUCCAAAACAAAUACCCUUGGUUGUUGACAUCGUUAAACCAGUUUAAUAUACCCAUUUUUGAUACUACAUUCAUCGAAUGUGCUGAGGCAUGCAACUGUUUGCCAAUUCCUGGUCAAUCAAUUGGGAAAAUUAUUCUAUCCAUGCUUGUUGCUGUUAGACAUUCUGGGUAUUUUCCCGAUCUUACAUGUUCGUUGACUUCAAACCAUGAUGAGCUUCUCACCCUCUUUGCUUCUGAUUUUUGUGCUAAUGGUUCCACAUAUGCUACAGAAGAGCGUGAAAUCCUGCGAGAUUUCCCAAUUUAUAAAACUGUAGUUGGGUCCUACACCAGAUUGCACAACCAAGAACUCUGUUUGAUCUCUGCAAGUUCGUUCCUCAAGCCACAAAAUGCUUGCUGCUUUUCUUACCCUACAGGUUCCAAUGAGAAUGUACUACUGCAGGCCCUUGGUAUUCCUGAAUUGCAUGAUAAGCAGAUAUUUGUGAAGUUCGGAUUGCCAGGAUUUGGAGAAAAACCAGAUUCAGAGCAGGAGGACAUUCUGAUUUAUCUUUUUGCAAAUUGGCAAGAUCUCCAGUUUGAUUCCUCUGUCCUUGAAGCCUUGAAAGAGGCAAAUUUUGUAAGAAAUGCGGAUGAAUUUUCCGCUAUCCUAUCUAAACCCAAGGAUCUGUUCGAUCCUGGUGAUGUUUUGCUGGCGUCUGUAUUCUCUGGUGAGAGAGAAAAAUUCCCCGGAGAAAGGUUCAGUACAGAAGGUUGGCUUCAAAUACUCAGGAAAAUAGGUCUUCGUACUGCAUCAGAUGCAGAAGUCAUACUUGAAUGUGCCAGGAAAGUGGAAUCUAUGGGAGCUGAAUCCACAAAAUCUAAUGGCGACUUUGAUGAAUUUGGGUCUAGCAUAUCUAGUACAGAUGAAAUUCCACUAGAACUAUGGUCAUUGGCUGAAUCUGUUGUGAAAGCUAUAUUUUCCAAUUUUGCUGUAUUUUAUAGCAACAACUUUUGUAAUACCUUGGGUAAAAUUGCUUGUGUACCUUCUGAAAAAGGUUUUCCUAAUAUUGGUGGGAAGAGAGUGCUAUGUUCAUUCAGCGAGGCUGUCUUAUUGAAGGAUUGGCCAUUGGCAUGGAGUUCUGCUCCCAUUCUUUCUCGACAGAAUGUUGUACCGCCUGAAUAUUCAUGGGGAGCGCUUCAUCUGAAGAGCCCUCCUGCCUUUCAGACUGUUCUAAAGCACUUGCAGGAAAUUGGGAGGAGCAGUGGAGAGGACACUCUUGCUCACUGGCCGACAGCAUCAGGUAUAAUGACUAUUGAAGAAGCUUGUCUUGAGGUAUUGAAAUACUUGGAGAAGACAUGGGGGUCAUUAUCUUCAUCAGACAAGGUAGAGUUGCAAGGAGUAGCAUUUCUGCCAGCUGCAAAUGGUACACGCCUGGUAACAGUAAAUUCUCUUUUUGCACGAUUGACCAUAGAACUCUCCCCAUUUGCAUUUGAGCUCCCUGCUCCAUAUCUUCCUUAUGUGAAGAUACUCAAGGAGAUGGGUCUUCAAGAUUUGUUAUCUGUUGCUUUUGCAAAGGGUUUUCUCUCAAAUCUCCAAAAAGCUUGUGGAUAUCAACGCUUAAAUCCUAAUGAGCUUCGAGCUGUCAUGGAGAUUUUACAUUAUAUCUUCAAUAAAUCUGAUGAAGAUAACACGCAGGAGAGAUCAAACUGGGGAUUAGAUGCUAUUGUCCCUGAUGAUGGCUGUAGAUUGGUUCAUGCCAAUGCAUGUGUAUAUAUUGAUUCUUAUGGUUUGCAUUUUGUGAAAUAUAUUGAUACUUCUAGGUUAAGAUUAGUUCACCCUGAUCUUUCCGAGAGAAUAUGUGCAACCUUGCAGAUCAAGAAGCUGUCUGAUGUAGUCACUGAGGAAUUGUGUUGUGGUGAACAUAUGAAGAUACUUGGACAGAUUGGUCCGGUUUCACUUACUGCUAUCAAACAGAAGUUGCUUAGUAAAUCAUUUCAAAGUGCAUUAUUGCAUGUUGCCAACAGCAUUAAGGUUGGAACACCUGGAUUGAUUAACAUAAGUUUGGAGAAGAUACAAACUUCAGUAACUUCUAUUGCAGAGAAGUUACAAUUUGUUCGCUGUAUCCAUACUCGUUUUUUGCUUCUUCCAAAGGCUGUAGACAUUACCCGUGUAGAAACAGAAUCUGUUGUUCCAGAGUGGGAAGGGGAAUCCCAACACCGAGCUAUUUACUUUAUUGACCAAUCAAAAACCCAUAUGUUAAUUGCUGAACCACCAAGUUAUAUGUCUGUUAUUGAUGUCAUUGCACUUGUUGUGAGCCGUGUUUUGGGUUCGUCAGUUCCUCUUCCUAUUGGAUCUCUAUUUAUUUGUCCUGAAGAAUCAGAGACUGCAAUUGCAAAUGUUUUAAAACUCUGUUCAGAAAAGAAGGUAACUACUGAUGGUGGUGGAACUGACGGAGGAAGUGAUUUCCUUGGUAGGACAAUCUUGGCACAGGAUGCAAUGCUUGUACAACUUCACCCUUUAAGACCGUUCUAUUCCGGAGAGCUUGUGGCAUGGCGAACACAAACUGGAGAAAAAUUGAAAUAUGGUAGAGUAGUGGAGAAUGUGAGACCAUCAGCAGGCCAAGCACUUUACAGAUUUAAGGUGGAAACUGGUCCAGGGGUGAUUGAGUUUCUUCUGUCUUCUCAUGUUUUCUCAUUCAAAGGUGUAUCUCUACACGACGAAGCUGGUUCGUCAUCAAAUCCCAGAGAUGGUUUGGAUGAUCAUAGAGUUACGGGAAUUCAGGAAGAGGAAACUGGAAUUUCUGGAAGAGGCAAAUCACAAACUUCUCAACAGCAACAACAAGCAAACAAGGAACUGAAUUUGGGGAGAGUCUCAGCUAUGGAGCUAGUUCAGGCAGUUCAAGAGAUGCUUUCUACUGCUGGGAUUAGUAUGGAUGUGGAGAAACAGUCCUUACUACAAAGAACACUAAUCCUACAAGAACAACUUAAGGAAUCUCAGGUCGCAUUGCUAAUUGAGCAGGAAAAAUCAGACAUAGCAACCAAAGAAGCCGACACAGCUAAAGCUGCAUGGAUUUGUAGAGUAUGUCUGAGCAAUGAAGUAGACAUCACUAUAGUCCCUUGCGGUCAUGUUCUUUGUCGAAGGUGCUCCUCUGCCGUAUCCAGGUGCCCCUUCUGUAGGUUACAAGUUUCUAAAACUCUCAAAAUUUUCCGCCCCUAAAAAUUUCAUCUGCAUUAUUAUUUUUGUUCUCUCUUCCCAUAGAGAAACCAUUCUUUACUCUAACGUUCCCUGAGCUGCUCGCUAAUGUAUAUGUUUAGUUGUAAAUUGAGGAUAAUGUCACCUGAAAAUCUGGUUGCGGCUUUGGUAACACCCAUUGUAUAUAUAAAUCUCUGAAUUGUUUUCCAACAGUUGUAUGGCGUGCUAUGUAAUCUUUGAAACAAAUGUGUACUAAUUUCUGUUCCAUCACUUGGAAUCCUUUGUUCUA